AGGUCCUAGUGGGACCGAGAAGAAGAUAAGCAAGAUGGCUAUUGCUAACGCUAACUAGCAGUUGACGUUAAAAUGUUGCGUUUUUGAUGUUUUGGGUUGCGUAUUCUCCCAACUUGCUUAAGACGGGGCUCUUACACCUACCCCCUGGUUCUCUAAAGGCAGAGGAAGGGUCCGUGGGAACGUGCAGCCAUGGCAGCUCCUGUGAACGUCCAGACUCCCAGUAAGACCUGGGAGCUGAGUUUGUACGAGCUGCACAGAAGCCCACAGGAGGCCAUCGUGGAUGGGACAGAGGUGGCGGUGUCUCCUCGUUCGCUGCACAGCGAGCUGAUGUGCCCCAUCUGUUUGGAGAUGCUGAAGAACACGAUGACCACCAAAGAGUGUCUGCAUCGCUUUUGCUCCGAGUGUAUCGUCACAGCGCUGCGAUCUGGGAACAAGGAGUGUCCGACCUGCAGGAAGAAGCUGGUCUCCAGACGUUCGCUGCGCCGGGAUUCAAACUUCGACGCUUUAAUCUCCAAGAUUUACCCCAAUCGUGAGGAGUACGAAGCCCAUCAGCGCAGCGUCCUCGAGCGACUCAACAGGCUGCACAACAAGGAAGCGCUGAGCUCCAGCAUCGAGGAGGGUCUCCGCCAGCAGGCCCGCUACAGAAACCACCGGGUGAAGAAGCCAACUCAAGAGAGUGACAACACCACCUUCAGCGGCGGUGAGGAUAACGGCGACUCCCGUUCACACCUGUCCCAUGACUCCGCCCCUUCGAACACCCCCCACCCCAGCGGUCAGACCCCCCCUGAGGCCGGGCCGAGCCGGAAGCGGCAGCGGGCGUCUGACUACGGCUCGGGCCCCGAGGCGGACAGCGGGAGCCCGACUCCUCCUCUGAGACGGACGAAAGAGAGGCCGGCCUCCGAGAUCGAGCUGGUGUUCAGACCCCACCCCCAGCUGGUCCACCCUCAGGACUACAACCAGACCAGGUAUGUGAAGACAACAGCUAAUGCCACCGUGGACCAUCUGUCCAAAUACCUCGCGCUGCGCAUCGCUCUUGAGGACAGAAGAACCGACGGAGAGGUGGAGGACAGAGGAAGAGAGGAGGAAGGAGGGGCACAGAGGGGGGCAGAGGGAGGAAGCGAGAGUGGAGGAACAUCGAGGGGUGGAGAAGGCUCGACUCUGAGUAACAUCAGUGAGAAACAGUACACCAUCUACAUCACGACGAGAGGAGGACAGUUCUCUACUCUCAACGGUUCUCUGACUCUGGAGUUGGUCAACGAGAAGUACUGGAAGGUCAGGAAGCCUUUGGAGCUGUACUACGCUCCCACCAAAGAACAGCAGCAACCACAAGCCCCGCCCCCACCGCGGCAGAAGUCUCCUCAACAGGACGGGUGAAUGAGAGCAGAGCUGCUUCAUUCUCCCUCAGCUUAUGCUCGUUAACUCUAGCAUUAAAGUAUCUGAUCACAUUUUUAUACUUUUAUUUUGAAAAAGUGACUUCUGACCAGUUAGUAAAGGAAAAGGUUCAGCAGCGGAGACAAAAAUAAAAGCUGGGAUUCCUCCUGAUUAGAAAUUGUAACGUUCGGAUAUUUCUUUCCUGAGAUGUAAUUUUUUUUUUUUAAGAAUUAUUUUGUUUUGAUACGAUUUCUUUAGUUUGUUACAAUCCCAGGUGACUUGGUUUGGUUUUAGGAAGCUUUGCUUAUUUAUCAAGACCCAUUUCUGAUGCCAGGUAUUUGACUUUGUGCAUACACACACAAAUAUGUGUAUAAUUUCCUAAACUCAAGUAAUAUUACAUUAUAUGGAGCUUUGAGGCACCCAAAGUACUUAAGAGGUUCCAUGAUUUACCGAUGGAGGUAGGCUACAUCAUAGCGUGAAUACCACUCUGACCACUAACACUCAUACUGGUAAAGUGGGCGGAGUCUUUCCUGAAGACACAAGGCACCACCCACCCAACCUCUGCAGCUAACAGCAGGUGAACUUGUCUAGUUGUCAAGACUAUUUUCAUCUAAAUGAAGCAGUUUUUGUUACGUUUACAGGAAAUGUGAUUGAAUCACGUUUUUAAUGUUAAAUGUUCUACAGCAGACCCAUUUAUCCAGGUAGCUGGAUUCACGUUUUUCUGCAAAUAAGGUAAUUCACAGCUUGCAUUAAGGUUUACUUCUCAGAAACAUUCCUUCAGUUUUCUCUGCAGUUGGACACAAAACAGCUUCAUGUUUCCAGCUUCUCCCGACGACGCGGUUCAGUUGGAGUCAUUUUCCUUUCCUCUAAAUAAGCCAUAGGCCCCAGAGGUCUGAUCUGGGUUGAUCCUGUUCUUUUGCACUUUCUAACCCUGCGGCUGGACUUUUUCUACUCCUAGCGUGGGGAUGUGUAACAGAAUGCAAUAAGAAUCCAGAAUAAACCAUAUUUUCAAACCGA
This is a messenger RNA of Nothobranchius furzeri (turquoise killifish), 2388 nucleotides long. Its product is annotated as E3 ubiquitin-protein ligase RING2-A. Gene Ontology annotation, cellular component: ubiquitin ligase complex; PcG protein complex. Gene Ontology annotation, biological process: negative regulation of DNA-templated transcription. NCBI's taxonomy places the organism in Eukaryota, Metazoa, Chordata, Actinopteri, Cyprinodontiformes, Nothobranchiidae. The record is from RefSeq and is a predicted model, not a curated record. Gene Ontology annotation, molecular function: chromatin binding; ubiquitin protein ligase activity.